Messenger RNA from Coregonus clupeaformis (lake whitefish), 975 nucleotides. The record is from the annotation of a RefSeq genome assembly. Lineage: Eukaryota; Metazoa; Chordata; Actinopteri; Salmoniformes; Salmonidae.
AUGAUCACGACCCUAAUCACCCACGUUAUUAACCCCCUUGCCUACAUCGUGCCCGUUCUCCUGGCAGUUGCUUUCCUCACCCUCCUGGAACGGAAAGUUCUCGGGUAUAUACAACUUCGGAAAGGACCUAACAUUGUCGGCCCCUAUGGGUUGCUUCAACCUAUUGCAGAUGGGGUUAAGCUCUUUAUUAAAGAACCGGUUCGACCGUCUACCUCCUCCCCCUUCCUAUUCCUCGCCACACCAAUACUAGCCUUGACACUCGCACUUACCUUAUGGGCCCCCAUGCCCAUUCCCUACCCCGUCACUGAUCUAGGCCUAGGGGUACUCUUUGUCCUUGCCUUGUCAAGCCUUGCCGUAUAUUCGAUUCUUGGCUCAGGCUGAGCCUCUAAUUCUAAGUAUGCUUUAAUCGGGGCCCUUCGAGCCGUAGCACAAACUAUUUCCUACGAAGUAAGCCUAGGCCUUAUCUUACUUAGCGUGAUUAUUUUCACGGGGGGUUUUACACUUCAGACUUUCAAUGUUGCUCAAGAAAGCAUCUGAUUGCUCGUUCCAGCCUGGCCCCUUGCUGCCAUAUGAUAUAUUUCAACGCUAGCUGAGACAAACCGUGCACCCUUUGACCUCACAGAGGGGGAAUCAGAACUAGUCUCUGGGUUUAAUGUAGAAUACGCCGGAGGACCCUUCGCCCUUUUUUUUCUGGCGGAGUAUGCCAACAUCCUUCUCAUAAAUACGCUCUCAACCAUCCUAUUUCUGGGGGCAUCACAUAUCCCCGCCUUCCCCGAACUAACAGCCAUAAAUCUAAUAACAAAAGCCGCCCUACUAUCCGUGGUCUUUUUAUGGGUGCGAGCCUCAUACCCCCGCUUUCGGUACGACCAGCUCAUACACCUAGUUUGAAAAAGCUUCCUACCUAUAACCCUGGCACUUGUCCUAUGACACCUUGCACUCCCAAUCGCACUAGCCGGCCUACCACCACAACUUUAA